This is a messenger RNA of Blastomyces dermatitidis ER-3, 873 nucleotides long. RefSeq names its product phosphoglycerate mutase. Gene Ontology annotation, cellular component: cytoplasm. Lineage: Eukaryota; Fungi; Ascomycota; Eurotiomycetes; Onygenales; Ajellomycetaceae. The transcript is spliced from 4 exons. The record is from RefSeq and is a predicted model, not a curated record. The coding region runs from base 1 to 873 and encodes 290 amino acids. Gene Ontology annotation, molecular function: phosphatase activity.
AUGUCACCAAUCAUUCACUGUGUCCGUCAUGCACAGGGCUUUCAUAACCUCAGCCACGCCAACCACAUCAUCCCGGACCCCCUCCUAACCCCACACGGCGAAUCGCAAUGUAGAGACCUCAGCGCGGAAUUCCCGCACCACUCCCAGAUCGACCUCGUCGUUGCCUCCCCUCUCCGACGCACGAUAUACACCGCGUUACUAGCAUUUGAAGAUCAAAUUAAGAAUAAGGGAUUGACGAUCAUUGCGCUGCCAGAGAUCCAAGAGACGAGCGACGUGCCAUGCGAUGUUGGCAGUGACUUGACAGUGCUGCAAAAGGAGGUGGAUGAUAAUGGGCUCCCGGUAGAUUUGAAAUUAGUAGGGGAGGAUUGGAAUUCGAAGAAAGAAAAAUGGGCACCUAGUGCUGAGGCGAUUGCGAAUCGUGCUAGGGAAGCGCGACGUUGGUUAAAAGCUCGACCGGAAAAGGAGAUUGUGAUUGUAACGCAUGGAGGAUUUCUACAUUAUUUCACGGAGGACUGGGAAGAUAGCACACUUUACCAAGGCACCGGAUGGCGCAAUACCGAAUACCGCACCUACACCUUCGCCGCCUCCGUGGACCAAGAUGAUCUAUACGGUCGCCCCGUGGACGGCGACAAUGCCAGCAUCAUAGAAACACGAGAGUCACGCACACGCCGUGGGAGACCGGCCGAGGCGCCCUCCCGUGACCUGCAGAAGCAAUUCUUCGUUCAGGCUAUGACAGGUUGGGAGAAUCAGAUUUUAGAAUUUGCUAAGCAGGAAGCGGCGAAGAAGGGGCCAGCCGGUGUCGAUAUUGAAGAGAAUGCGGGGGAGAAGGUUGUUAUAGCAGACGGGGCCGAGGAUGUGAGAGUCAUUGCUUAG